Messenger RNA from Prionailurus viverrinus (fishing cat), 858 nucleotides. It is a transcript of the gene DHRS2, whose product is annotated as dehydrogenase/reductase 2. The coding region runs from base 1 to 858 and encodes 285 amino acids. The record is from RefSeq and is a predicted model, not a curated record. NCBI's taxonomy places the organism in Eukaryota, Metazoa, Chordata, Mammalia, Carnivora, Felidae. Gene Ontology annotation, molecular function: carbonyl reductase (NADPH) activity. The transcript is spliced from 7 exons.
AUGCUCCCAACAGUGGCCUGCAUCCACAGAGGCUUGUUCUGUUCCUGUGCUGGACUCUCUGUGCGCAUGACCAGCAGGGGGAUAGGCCAAAAGGGCAUCCUGGCCAAUCGGGUGGCCGUCGUCACGGGGUCCACUGAUGGGAUCGGCUUUGCUAUCGCCAGGCGCCUGGCCCGGGACGGGGCCCACGUGGUGGUCAGCAGCCGGAAGCAGCAGAAUGUAGACUGGGCAGUGGCGGCGCUGCAGGGGGAGGGGCUGAGUGUGGUGGGCACCGUGUGCCACGUGGGGAAGGCCGAGGACCGGGAGCGACUGGUGGCCACGGUCGUGGAGCACUGUGGGGGUCUCGACUUCCUGGUGUGCAGUGCAGGUGUCAACCCGUUGGUGGGAAGCACCCUGGGGGCCAGUGAGCAAGUGUGGGACAAGAUCCUGGAAGUGAAUGUGAAGGCCCCGGCCCUGAUACUGAGCCAGCUGCUGCCCCACAUGGAGAAGAGGGGGAGGGGGGCGGUCAUCCUGGUCUCCUCCAUUUCAGCGUAUGUACCACAUGUGGAGCUGGGUCCCUACAACAUCAGUAAGAUGGCCCUGCUGGGCCUCACCAGGACACUGUCAUUGGAGCUGGCCCCCAAGGGCAUCCGGGUGAACUGCCUGGUUCCAGGAAUAAUCAAGACUGACUUCAGCAAAGUGGUGAGGACUGGGGCAUCAAAACCAGAGUCUGAGAUCAUUGACAUGUGUUCUGUCCUCCUUCUGUCCAGGAUUGGGCAGCCUGAGGACUGCGCGGGACUUGUGUCCUUCCUGUGCUCUCCAGACGCCAGCUACAUCACCGGCGAGAACAUCGUGGUGGCCGGCUUCUCCUCUCGUCUCUGA